AGAAAUAUGUUUCCACUACAACCGAGGGUGGUUCCUCACUUCGGUCCGGAAUCGUCCGUCUAGCCUUAGUGAUCAGAGUGGUCACCAUAAUUACAUAAACGAUCUUUGGUUCGACAUCUCGUCAAACCAAAUUCCACCAUUAACUUUCAACUUGACAUCGACGUAUUCACUUUGGUUUUAAAUUCAGAUCUUGCAUUUUAUAACUCGGAAAAAAUCAGUAUGACUUUUUUUUACGUAUGCACACGUUUUUUUUCCAUGGAGUACAAGGGGUUAACAGAUACAGGAAGUAAAUCCAAGCGUUUAUAAAUGCACUUCCGGUGCCCCUUUUUUUAUUCGUUUAAAACACAUUUUGAAAAAUCCAUGGCGUUGCCUGUCCUGGAAUCAUAAUUAAAGAACAAAGAUCGGCCCAAGAUGAAUUACGUACCUGGGACGGCGAGUCUCAUCGACGACAUUGACAAGAAGCACCUAGUCCUGCUUCGCGAUGGAAGAACAUUGAUCGGCUACCUGAGGAGUAUUGACCAGUUCGCCAACCUAGUGUUUCAUCAGACGGUUGAGAGGAUCCACGUGGGGAAGAAAUUCGGCGACAUCCCGAGAGGAAUCUUCAUCGUGAGAGGAGAGAAUGUGGUCCUACUUGGAGAGAUAGAUGUGGAUAAACCAUGUGAUGCAGUCCUUCAGCAGGUGCCCAUUGAGGAGAUCCUGGAGGAGCAACGGUUGAAGCAGCAGGCCAAACAGGAAACAGAAAAAGUCAAAAUGCAGGUCCUGAAAGACCGAGGCGUGUCCAUCCCCAAAGCUGAUAACUUGGACGAGUACUAACCUCACUUGGAGCCUCUUUUGUUGCCAGUUUGUAUCAGACUGACUAGUAUUAUUUUUGAAAGCACAUGAGUGUGUAUUAUGAGCACUUAGCCUCCAUACUGAACAGAAUGGUGUGAAUUUUACUUUAAUUAUUCACUAAUCAAUGCUUUUCAUGAGUUUGUAUUUCGGGCCAUCGAUGAUUUGAGCCAGCAGCACUUCUUGUGGAUGUGUUUUUACUUUGGGUAUCCGCAAUCAUUUUCAUUUUGGGAUAAUGCUUCAAAAUGCUUCAUUAAAAUCUGGCUAUGGUUCGCUUUUUGUUUAA
Messenger RNA from Synchiropus splendidus (mandarinfish), 1114 nucleotides. It is a transcript of the gene lsm1, whose product is annotated as LSM1, U6 small nuclear RNA associated. The transcript is spliced from 4 exons. Gene Ontology annotation, biological process: deadenylation-dependent decapping of nuclear-transcribed mRNA. Bases 412 to 813 code for a protein of 133 amino acids. Lineage: Eukaryota; Metazoa; Chordata; Actinopteri; Syngnathiformes; Callionymidae. Gene Ontology annotation, molecular function: RNA cap binding. The record is from RefSeq and is a predicted model, not a curated record. Gene Ontology annotation, cellular component: Lsm1-7-Pat1 complex; P-body.